Messenger RNA from Mollisia scopiformis, 849 nucleotides. Its product is annotated as putative DnaJ like protein subfamily B member 11. Gene Ontology annotation, cellular component: nucleus; cytoplasm. The record is from RefSeq and is a predicted model, not a curated record. The transcript is spliced from 4 exons. Lineage: Eukaryota; Fungi; Ascomycota; Leotiomycetes; Helotiales; Mollisiaceae. Bases 1 to 849 code for a protein of 282 amino acids. Gene Ontology annotation, molecular function: heat shock protein binding.
AUGUCUGAUGACACCGUCUUCGACCAGAAAGAUGUUAUAAUCCAAAACGUUCUCGAUGAAGAAGAUUUGUACAAAAUCCUAGGAGCGCAACGAUCUGCUUCUGCAGCGGAAUUGCGACGAUGUUACCUCGAGCGGUCCAAAAUAUGUCAUCCUGACAAACCUCCUUUUCAUCCGUUGUCCACUAGCGCCUUUCAGCGACUCGGAUUUGCAUUCGAUAUCCUGAAAUCACCGAGCGCAAGACGGACAUACGAUCGAGCUUCGAAGCCUACAUCCUCCCAAUUACCAGAUAAAACAACCUUCCUCGGCGGCGAACACACAUUCCGCAGUGCUGUCGAGGCUAUACUUCAUGAAUUUAUGACUGGAGAUUUCGUUAUCGUUCGCAGAUGGCUGGAAUCGCUCCAUGCGCAAUAUCCGAAUCUCGUCAGUGAAGAAGUUGUCAUCAACGUCGAGAGGAGUUUUAUACGUAUACGCGAACUAGUUUUGACGACGAGAACAUAUGCGCUUUUGAUAUAUAUUGAGUUGGGUAGAAUACACAGGGUUCAAAAGCGAUUGAUGGGUCUUGGCUACUUGGAUGUGGUUGGAAGAGCAAGACUUACGAUUCAUUUAGUGAGAGUCACAUUGGCAGUGCCAAUGCGUGUUGAUCGAGCUUUAAAACAAAGAGAAGAAAAAGCCUGGAGAGCAAAAGUUGCUGGCUUACAAGCAAGAGGUCUUCAGCCAACUGAAACGAUGGGACGGGCCGGAAUCCUUAACGACCGAGUCAGCAAAGUCUUGGAAUUCAUCGUCGGCGCCGCCGGAAAAGAUGAAGGUGCUGACGAAGCUUGGAGUGCGAAUAUGGGAAAAGCCGCUUGA